Polistes dominula (European paper wasp) is the source of this 1985-nucleotide messenger RNA. Its product is annotated as beta-1,3-glucosyltransferase. The record is from RefSeq and is a predicted model, not a curated record. Gene Ontology annotation, molecular function: glycosyltransferase activity. NCBI's taxonomy places the organism in Eukaryota, Metazoa, Arthropoda, Insecta, Hymenoptera, Vespidae. Gene Ontology annotation, cellular component: membrane.
CCUUGUACGAUCCAAAAUUCAGCAUGUACGAUCCAAUUAGGAAUUUCAAAAACUUGAUGACCUUUUUUUUUUUUAGUCAUCAAAUUCUGCAAACGGGUACGAUUUUUCGAUUGUGAUUUGAAAUCUUGAGAACCACCACCGUACGAUCUGUGUACGAUUUGUGUACGAUCGAGGCUUUCUCCCUGCCGUACGUCGUUUUUACCGUUUUUACGAUAGGGUUUUGAACUUGAAGACUAAAAAAGGUCAUCAAUUUUUUUUUUAUGAUUUGGUGGUCUCCCGGUGGACUUAUCGAACCGCCGAUUAGACUCACAUUUUGAAAAUUUCAUCCGACAAAUCAAUCCGACGAUAAUUUUCCCGUGUGUACGAUAAUUUUUCGCCCCUGUGUCGAUCAGACGAACUAAAGUCUCUGGGAUCACUGGUUCCAUGAAACAGUUGUACUGUUUUCAUCCGCGUAAAUAAAAGUUUAAUGAUAAAAAUUAUUAUAUUUUUAUCAAAGAUAUAUAUUUUGCCGAUAUAAUGUUAAUUCAUUUAAUCUUUUUCUUUGGAACGGUGUUUUCAUCUGUAUUUAUAAAUGCUUUAAGUACAAAAGAAUUAGUAAUUAUAAUCUUAAGUCAAGAUGAGGGUGAUCAUUACCUUAUGGCUAAUGUUUUACAACAAAAUAUAGAGGACCAAGCCGCCAAUAUAAGUUCCGAAGCACCACGUAUCGAUCAAACUAAUCGGAUAAAUAUGAAAGGAUCAUGGACAAUCAUACCGAUAUUACAUUAUUUAGAUUUCACUUAUCCAAACACAAAGUGGUUUUUCUUCUGUAUAGAAGAUAUAGUUAUUGAUUUAAGUAAAUUGCUAACUGUAUUGUCUUCCUUUAAUUCUAGCCAGGAAUUAUUUAUUGGGCAUGCUUUGUAUGAUGAUAAACCUACUAUCAUUCAUCAUUUUGCUAGACAGAAAAAAUUUAAAUAUCCCCAUUUUGGUACCGGAUUUGCAUUGACUUCCAAUCUCUUAAAAAGAAUUUCAGAGUCUGUAAGAUUACAACCUACUAAUGAUUUUUCUAUUGAUCCUGCUUACGAAUUAGCAGAUUAUAUUUUUAAAAGCCAAAAGCCUGUUAAAUUAACUCACGUACCUGAACUAUGCGUUGUUGCUACCAAUUCUUGUGCGACAUACCCCAGAGUCUUUCAUCCACGUAGAAAAGAAAUUUCUUUAAAAAAUAUAUAUUUCGCUGUAAAAACUUGUUCCAUGUAUCACAAUAACAGAAUCCCCAUUAUUAAAAAGACAUGGGCAAAACAUGCUGUAAAUAUAGGAUAUUUCAGUGAUCAAUCGGAUAGUAACUUACCAGAAGCAUUUGUUGUAACAAAUACUACAAAAGGACACUGUGCUAAGACUUAUGAUAUUUUACAAAAAGUUAUUAAAAUAUUGGAAAGUAAAAAUAUUGAUUGGUUAAUCAUAAGCGAUGACGAUACUCUUUUCAGUGUGGCACGAUUAAUGAGUUUAUUAAAAAAUUAUUUUCCCAAACAUUCAAUUGCUAUUGGUGAACGUUAUGGUUAUCACGUAUCAGAACCAUAUGGAUAUGAUUAUUUAACUGGUGGUGCUGGUAUUAUUCUAUCUACGCCUCUUAUUUAUCAAAUAUUAGAUGUUUGUAAAUGUCCAUCAGCGAGUACACCGGAUGAUAUGUUUCUUUUUGGCAUAUGUUUAGAAAAUUUGAGAAUAAAGCCUACUCAUUCUUAUUUGUUGCACCAGGCUCGUCCUGUGGACUAUGCUACUGCUUAUCUCGCUUCGCAAGAACCAAUAUCCUUUCAUAAAUUCUGGGAAAUUGAUCCUAUAAAAGUAUAUAAUCAAUGGUUCUACGAUGCAGAUAGUUCACUUACCAAAAAACGUACCGAAUUAUAAUACUGAUGUGCAAUAAGAAUUCUUUGAUCUCAGAUAAAGAUCAAUGAUAAAACUAUUUUAUUUAUAUAAGAAAUUUUGUUAUAUAAUAUUAUUUUGUAUAGAAUGUA